CGCCUCUUAUCUGCCUUCAGUGACAAAGUGUUCUAGAAAGUUUUGAAAUGAGUUUGAAAGUGAUUGCCAUCAUUUCUGUACUUGUCAUCCUUGUGAUUGAGCAGUCUGUAUCAGGUGUGUAUCUUCUAUACUGAUUUAUUUGUUUGCUCUUUCCAAAUAUACAUAUUUUGUCAAUUGACGAAUUGGAAUGCAUGAUAUAUUACAAUGUGUAAUGAUUGAUACCAUUACUACUGAGUUGUUGCUUUUUUAAAUAAAGCAUUUAUCUGAAAUGUGGGAUGCAUAGUUGUCAAUGGACAGGACAAAACAGCAAUUGAAUAUAUUGAUUGUCGUUUAAGUAUAUCUAAAAAUAGUUAUGUCAAUAACAAUAUGUACAUAAUUUAAAAUGUUAAUUUACAUAACGAUGAGAGGACAAGGGCUUUAAAGUAUAUGUUAUAUGAUAUCUAUCCUCUUGCAUACUGGUAUUAUUUGCAUAGAAAAACAAAUACAUUUUAUAUACUGUAGGCGAGCCAUUUAUGGAAAUAUAGAUUCUAAAAAUACCUAAAAGUAACUACUAACUACUAACUACUUGUGAAUAGUUGUUUUCCCAUCAUCUUUAGUGGAGGAACUGCUAUUAACCCUUUACUUUGCUAAUUGAAUCCAACCCUAUGGUUGAAUUAGAGUUUUAGGGCCACAUACAUUUAAUGCUGUUGUCUGGCUAAAACAAGGAAUCUACAUUCCAAAAGACAUUGUAAGCUACAUUUUCAGAAUGCAAAUAUACCGUAAAGUGUAGAAAGCGCACGCUCUGUAUUAAUCUUCCCUUUGGAUGUUGUUCAGGAAUCCUGCACUCAAUGAUCUUUGCAGGAUCCUGUACAGCAAGGGUGCCCAAAAGGUAGAUCCCUCAAUGUUGUAAAACUACAGAUUCCAUAAUGCUUUGUCAUUCUAAAGGCAUGCAAAGCAUCAUGGGAGAUGCACUUUUGGGCACUCCUGCUGUACAGCAUGGAAUGGGGUAAGUGAUGGAUAUAAUUUUAUGGUACAUCUGUGCGAGGAAGUGACACUGUAAAGAGUUUUGCUGAGAAAUUGUUUCUCCGUUGGGUGAAGACCCAUUCUGAAGUGGAAUGAAGGUUAAUUGUAAAUCUGUAAUCAUUUUUAAUUCACACAGUGUAGGCAGUGAAUGGGGUUGACCUAUCUAUUUUUAGUAAAACAUGGAAUUCCUAGCUCAAUCAAUGUAACCAAAUGUGAUGAUCAAUUAAAAUCCUUAUGGCCAUAUGUUACCAAUCCAGUAAUGGGUGGAGACAAUGUCAUACUGACAUUACUGUAUUUUGCAUUUUUUAUAUCAGUAUUCAAACAACAGAAACUGUACAAUAUUUGUAUCUAUUUUCUUUGCUAUAACUACACUUUUGCAGUUAAUUUGUUUGGUGGUAGGAGAUUGGAUGAUAUAAUGGCAAAGAUUAAAUCAGUAAAUCAUGUCUUUUCAGUGACUACUGACUUUUAUGCUGCUGAAUGCCAAUAGUGUGUUUAUACUUUAUGCAACAUUUUUAAAGUCUUUGUACUUACAGUAAAUAUCAUAGUGAUAAUACAAUAUAUUGUUUGUUACCGUAGGCUUCACUCUAGAUCCAGCCAGAUCAGGUCGGAAAUGUAAAUGCUUGAAAGAGACAAGGAGCUUCAUUUCUCCUGAUCAGUAUGAAAAGGUGGAAAUUUUCGCUCCUGCAAGUAAUUGUCCAAAAGCUGAAAUCUUGUAAGUGUACAUCUGUAAUUAGUAGUUUCCCCUGGAAAGAGUUGUCAACGCAUUGCUGUUUCUUCACAGCCCUCAUGUCAUCCUUUCCCUUCUGCUUUUCUUGUGCCUUAAUACAAACCUCUCUCCCACCUAAGGUUGCCAGAAUUCCAUAUUGUUUCAGGGCACUUGUGAAUUCUGCAUUGUCCCAGGCAGGAAAAUGCUUCAUUGUGUGUGCUAAUGACAGCUGCAAUCCCAAAGGAAUGGCUGUGAUUAGCUAAUUGAUUUUACAUUGGGAACUCAUGAGGUUCACAUAUUGGGGCAGUACUUUCAAGCCAGAGGCGGCUCUCUAAUUAGGCAAUUUAGACGGCCAACUAAGGCCUCACGCUGUGGCCUUAUUACUGUGUCACCCCUCCUGUCACCCUCCUCUCACACUCCCACACUAUGUCACCCCGCCUCACCCUUUCACGCCCUCACACCCUGUCAACCCCCCACACUAUUUACUCUGUCUCUCACCCUGUCAACCCCCCACACUAUGUCACCCCCUCUCACUAUGUAACCCCUCCACACUGUCAUCCCCCUCACACUAGGUCAACCACCUCUCAUUGUCACCCCCCCUUUCACUCUGUCACCCCCCUCACACUAUGUCACCCUCCCUCUCACUCUGUCACCCCCCACACACUGUCACCACCACACAGUCACCCCCUACACUGUCACCACCCCUCUCAUUCUGUCAUCCCCCUUCUCACUCUGUCACACCCCUCUCAUUCUGUCACACCCCUUACACUAAUGCAACCCUCUCACACUAUGUCACUCCCCUCUCACACUAAUGUCACUCCCUCUCACUCUGUCACCCCCUCUUACUCUGUCAACCUCCUCUCACACUAUGUCACCCUCUCUCUCACAUUAUGCCACCCCCUCACACUGUCACUCCCCUCCCAUUCUGUCACCCCCUCACACUAUGCCAUCCUUCCUCUCACUCUGUCACCCUCCCCCCCACAUUAGGUCACCCCUCACACACUGAUGUCACCCCCUCUCACACUAUAUCACCCCCCUUUCACAUUAUGUCACCCCCUCUCACACUAUGUCAACCCCUCCCACACACUAAUGUCACCCCGCUCUCACACUGUCACCCCUCUCACUCCAUCACCGCCUCUUACUCUGUCACCCCCUCACACUAUGUCACCCACCCUCUCACACUGAUGUCACCCCACCUCUCACACUCUGUCACACACUCUGUCACACACUCUGUCACACACUCUGUCACCCCCUCCAAACACACUGUCAUCUCUCUCCGCACACACUGACACCCCUCUUUGCACACACUGGCACCCCCCUCCAUACACACUGUCACCCCUCCACACUCUGGCACCCCCCUCCACACUCUAGAACCCCCCUCCACACUCUAGAACCCCCUCCAGACUCUGGCAACCCCUCCAUACACAUUGUCACCCCCUCCAUACACACUGUCACCCCCCCUCCAUACACACUGUCAAUCCCUCCAAACACACUGUCAACACUCUCCACACACACACUGCUACAUUCACCCUAUCACAUUAAUCCCUUAAUCAUGUCAUACAUACCUCCUCUCACCCUGUAACACUCUCUCUUCAAACCAUGUCACACUCACCCUCCCUCAUUUGGCACACUCAAGCCCCAAUCCUGUCUUAUUCACCCCCUUGCUCUUUUACACUCGCCCUGCCACAGUUACCCCUUUACUCACCCUGUUACCCACUGAAGGCAAUCAUUAUAUACACCAUCACAAAACAUAGCUUCAUCAAAAACUCAGUGCCCAAAGGCCACAGGCAGUACACAAACAUAGACAUGCUCAGAGAAACAUACAUCCACAUACAAGGAUACUCACUGUCAGACACACACUCUCAGGCACACACACAGGUAGAUAAUGCAAGACACACUCAGAAAUACACACAGCCAGAUAAAUACACAUUGUGACUGAUUUUUUUAAAAGUACAACCAAAAUAAAAAUAUCUGUUUUCAGUGACCCCCUCACACCAGCACAUGGUGUUAGUGGGGGCGUCAUGUUUGAGUUUUGCCUAAGGCCUCACCAAGUCUAGAGCCGCUAUUGAAAUUCAAGCAAUGUAAAAAAAAAAAGCAAAAAUCUCAAGUGUCUGCAAAAAUGUGGUGAUCUGACAACCCAGUGCCCAGGUUUUCACUUAGGAAACAGACCUUUUAUUCUUUCCUACUAUGUUUACAAUCUCAUUUUCCUCAUUGUAGACCUCCCUAUUUAGGAUGGAUAGUCCCUAUUUUGGGCCCAACCUGCUUCCUCUUUCUCGCUUCAUUAACCUGCCUCCUCUCUCCCUUCCUUAAUCCGGCCCCUCUCUCUCCGUUACUCAGCCUGCUUCCUCCUUCUCUCUCCAUUACUCAGAGGUGUACCUAGAGCAUUUGGCACCCGGUGCAGAUCCUGUGUUUGGCACCCCCCACCCCGCCCUCUCCCAUAAAUUAUUUUUAAAACACCCACAAAAUUUUCAAAUGUUUUUUUUUAUAUAUUGCACAAAUUCGUAAACUUUGUAAUACCCCUGACAUAUGCCUUCUACAAAACCCCUGUCCUGCCCAGCCCCCCUCCUACAAAAUCCCUGUCUUGCCCCCCUUCAACAUACACCUGUACUGCCCCCUUCAACAAAACCCCUGCACCACCCUUCCACAAAUCCCCUGCUCAGCCCUCCAUAUAAAAGACCCCUGUUCCAAUACAAAACCCCGGCCCCGUUCUACAAAAUCCCUGCACCAUCCACACACACAGUUACAGGCAGGCAAGCACACAUUUAUGGGCAGACAGUCACACACACACAGUCACAGACAGGCAGUCACACACACAGUUACAGGCAGCAUCACACAACCACAGGCAGACAGUCACACACACACAGUCACAGACAGACAGUCACACACACAGUUACAGGCAGCAUCACACAAUCGCAGGCAGACAGUCACACACACAUAGUCACAUGCAGACAGCCACACAUACAGUCACAGGCAGUCACACACACAGUUACAUAGUUACAUAGCUGAAAAGAGACUUGCGUCCAACUGCUUUCUCUCUCUCCCUUCAUCAACCUAAUUCCUCUCUCUCCCUUCCUCAAUCUGUUCCUUUUCUUCCCUUCGAUAUCCUCCUGCCUUUGUCCUUUUGCAUCAUGCUCUUUUGCACCUUGCUUACAGUAUCACAUUUUCAUUAUAUUACUUCUUCCUUCUCACCUCCUUUAUUUAUCUCUCUCUAUGUCCUUCUUUCUACUCCCCCUAUCUCUUCUCUAUUUGUCUCCAUUUGCUUUUUCCACUCGCUACCUUUGAGUAACCUAUAACCUUUUAAUUUCCUUCCAGGAUAACCCUGAAAACAGGUGGAAUGGUGUGUCUUGAUAUAGACGCCAAGUGGGUUAAAAGACUUAUAGAAGCUCUAAUUGCGUAAGUUGAUUCCACAUUAUAGGGUUCUCUAUAUGUUUUUUUUUUUUUUUAAUUAAAAUGAUCUAUGCUAAAUUAAAUUGCUAUUUGGCCCAACCCCACCCCCCACAUUGAAAUGCUGAAAAAUAAAACCUUUAAAAUGUACCUGUAAUCAGCAUCAGGCAAAGCUUUCGGCGCCAAUCUCCCACUUCCGUCUGACGUCAGCAGGAGCCUCACAUGGUUCUCAUAAAAAAGCCUGUGAUUGGACUGUUUCGCUAGCUCAGAGCACAUGCACGUGCUCUUGGACACCGAGGGAAUGGAGAUAGUAAGUGGGGGAAUGCGCCAUUGAGGGAAAUUAGAAAAAAAUGUUUUGCAGGGAAGCAGGGAAGCUGGGAGCACUUACUAAAUGAAGGGAAGGGGAAUGGAGAACGAACUUCCCCUUACAGGCUCUGCAUUUUAACUCACAUCAGGCAGCCUGAACAGAGUUCAUACAGACUCCUACCAACAUGACCACUUCAAAUCGCUAAAGUGAUCGUGGUGGCUGGUGUAAUCCUUUAACAUAAAAUACAAUUGCAUAGCAACUGCUUUGACUUUAACAUUUAACUAACCUCAUCAUUCAUUUUCUGGGUGCAUUCAGCAUGAGGAAAAUUAAAUGGUUAUUCUAUACACCAUGAAAUUCAGCGUUUUGAAGUGGUCUCUGUGUUUGGAGGCUGUAUGUGCAGUGUUUUUAGUUUGAAAUGCUGCAUAUAUUGAGUUAUGGCAUAUUGCUGUCAGUGGUAUACCUCCACCUCCAGGAGUGUCAUUAGCAGCCCGAGAGUUCUGGGUUGGAUAAUAAUAAAUCUGUGCAUGCUUAGCAACUAUUAGCAGCAUGACCAAGUCCUCCCAUCAGCCCAUCCUUCGGGAUGCCCUCAUCUUGCUGUAAAGAGAAGUGACAUCAUGGGAGGAUUGGGCUGCAGUGUGAACUUGGCAAGGGAUCACAGGUAAUGUUACCCUUAAUUUCUUUUUUUCGGGAGGUCCAUGCCAGUAAGGGUUACUCUAACCAAAAAAAAAGUGUUUUAAAGAACACUGUUUAUGGUUGGAGUAAACCUUUAUAGCCCCAAGAAACAUUUGGUUAAUUAUUCCAUGAAUUAUUCCUUUAGAAGGAUAGCACCACUCCGUUCACUUAAAAAAGAGAUGUAAUGUCAUGCAAUAAAUGUAUGAGUAUAAUAAAUGUAAGACCUUGACCAGUAAAGAUAACACAAAAUCAAUUAAAAGUGGCCUAGUGCAUAUUUUGCCAGCAUUUUUAUGACCUCAUGUUGCAAUUUUAUCUAUAUUGCCCCAUGCUUUGCAUAUAGAGCAUUAGUUGAUAUUGUUUAGAUCAUUAUCUACUUAAUAUUUUUUCAGUUUGUUCUAGAAUUAUGUAGUAGGCAUCAUAUUUAUUUAUUGCAUAUUUAUUCCAGUGGUACAGUCUUGCUGUUAAAAUUUUAGAAAACGAUUUUAUUAUAUUAUAUUUUAUAAGCUAAACUAUUCAUAUUUUCUUUUAUAGGAAAAAAGACAAAGUUAAGUCACAGAAAACAACAAAAGCAUCCAUUAAAAAGAAUUAAAUGACCUGACUAAAUACAUUUAUUUUACAUUGUCUUUAACCAUCUAACAGCAUGUAUUAGAUACUGUGAUACACAAACAGUCUUUGGUUUAGACGUCUCUGUAAACCACGUAUUUCCUUUAAUGUUUUAAACAGACAGUUGACCUGUUAACAUAGCACAAUAUCUUUCUAGGGCCUCGAUGUAAUAUUUUGGGAUAAGCUUUUGAACUGAUUUCAUAUUUCUGGGGAAACUUUUAAAAUGAUUUUUUAGUUUGAAAAAUAUUUUAAUAUUGUAAUAUCUUUUUAUAUAUUGGUCUAUUUAUUUAUAUAUGAUUUAAAAAAAAGAUUUAGUAUUUCGAAAAAUUAAUUUUAAAAGCUUAUCCAAAAAUAUUAAAUCAUUUAAAAAUGUUAUCCAAAAAUAUUAAAUCGUGGCCAAAGUAAGCCAGAUUACUAGUGAAAAUCACAAAAUCAUUGGACUUACAAAGAAAUUUAACGUGACUAUCACAAUAACGUAACAUACUUAUCGUACACUUGCCCUUCAACUUCAAUUUCUGUACCAUUUUUUCAUGAACUAUUCCAAUACUCAUCUAUUAUUUUCUAGAUAAACGAUGUGCUACAGAUAGGAUCAUAGUGUUAUCCCAUGCUUAAGACAUGGGAAUUUGCCUCUAAAUUCUGUUUUUCAGCCUUGUGUAUAAGAUUAAUUAUACAGUACUUUCUUUGAUAUUGCGCGUUUAGAAACUGGUACCUCAAAAUGUACUGUAGACAUUUGUUUCAUCCGAAUUUGCAAAAUCUGUUGGUGCUAUAAUAAAAAAAGAACCUACUGGUGUUUUACGGAUGGGAAACUCCUAUACUGCUCAAAUAGUUGGUGGUGUUAUCAUCUACCACCUUACUUCCAUCUUACUUUUCAGGCUGAUGUAUGUACAUGUGUAUCUUUCCCUGUUUCUAACUGAUGAACCAAAUGUAAUAAACUUG
Molecule: messenger RNA, 7610 nt
Organism: Pelobates cultripes (western spadefoot toad)
Lineage: Eukaryota; Metazoa; Chordata; Amphibia; Anura; Pelobatidae
Source: the annotation of a GenBank genome assembly